This is a messenger RNA of Asterias rubens (European starfish), 1899 nucleotides long. RefSeq names its product dentin sialophosphoprotein-like. The record is from RefSeq and is a predicted model, not a curated record. Lineage: Eukaryota; Metazoa; Echinodermata; Asteroidea; Forcipulatida; Asteriidae. The transcript has 2 exons. Bases 1 to 1899 code for a protein of 632 amino acids.
AUGACUUCAAGGAGAAAUUCCACCAGUCAUAUGUACGGAGAUAUCGGGUCGGAUAUCUUGGAUGAUGAUAAUAAUCUACCAUCGCGUUACAGGAGGGGAAGACGGAAAAGCAUCACCGUGACGAGGAAAGACAGCAAGCCGUCGAUCGCGCCGAAGUCCCCGGUUCCUGCUCCACCGCGACCGCGUCCGAUAAAGAGGAGCGAUUCGAGCCUCUCGCGGGUGUCUUUGGCGUCCGAGUUCGCGACAAUACAGGAGGAUUCUGUCUGUGACGACUUCCGGGGUGAAAAUUUACAACAGAGUGUCUCGUCGUCGAUGUCCGACAGUAGGCGAGGUUCGUUGUCGUCAUCUGUCAGUCUUAGUUUUGUCGACAGGCAGCGUCGAUUAUCUUCGUCUUCCCUUUCAAAUGACUACUCCUCAUCUUAUGAUCUACCAAGACGAGUAUCCUUCACCGAUAUGAGACCGUCCUCUUCUACUACCGAUGACUACUCGGAGUCGAAGUCACCAUCCCGCCGGUUAUCGAAUGAUUUCUCCCCGUCACAGUCAUACGGUGCACCCGUUCCCCGUCGGGUCUCCGUUGUCAGUCUCCAAAGGAGAGACUCCGGAAAUUCUAUGGACUUCAACGCAAGACGCUUAUCAACGGUAUCAGACGCCGUGGUUAUACGUAAACGCAGUAAGUCCAAGGGAAGGGGUUGUUCAGCCGGGCGUCACCGCCGGGCGUCUGCCGGUGAUGCCCCCAGUCCUCGGAGGUCCUUCCCGCCGCUAGCAUCAAGCAGGUCUCGUGCUUCAAAUCCAGCUUAUCAUUCGUACCCACCGCCUGAAAUGGAUAAUGUGGUCUUCGACGAUAAUGAAGAUGAGAUACCAUUGACAAUGGCGGACAGGAAUGAUCUGAGUUAUGAGGCAUCUUUAAGAAGAGCCUCUCUCGCCUCAAUCCACGAGAUGCACCACGCCGUAGAGCUGCUCAAAAACCAGCGAGCUCUCGACAAAGCCGAGAGGAACGUCAGCCCAACCCUAAGCUCCCAUCGCCGCCGUAGCAAAGCAAGAGGCGGCCGCAGAUCCUCAUUACCCACGCCCAGUGACUCCCCAAGGCAAUCCGUAAUCUCCACCUCCAGCAACAGAACAAUGGAGGCCGAUUCCAGGCGCUCAUCUGUCAGUGCCUCCAUACAGGACAUGCAUCAGGCAGUUGCUCGGAUCCAAGAGAAACGACUGGUGAGGAAACUAAACGCCAAGGUGCAGUUCUCUGUUGUUGAAGACGCGACUAGACCGUCUGACAGACGGCGACUGAGCGCAUCUUCGGGAGGCAGGCGGAGGGGAAGUGCUGGUGGGUCGUCCGUGAGUGCAGUUUCUUGCAACAGUAUGUCUGGUAGCUCGAGUGGGAGUGAAGAUUCAGACUCUAACAACAGUUUCAGCAGCAGCGACUACAGUUCAUCAUCUUCCUUCUCAGGGUCGUCCUCCUCGGACAAUUCCAGUUCCUCAUCAUCUUCAUCAUCAGACUCCUCCUCAGACUCGGACAGCGCCAACUCGGAUUCAGAAGGCUCAUCAUCAGAUAAUGACAGUGUCAUUUCAGGUGACAACGACGACCAUGACAAUGACAGCCACCACUCAGGUGUGUCAUUGUGCUCUUCAUCCGAGACAGACUCCGGGAAUGGAACCCUGAGUAGCAGCCACGGCUCUAAGACAGACGGGGUACCCAAGAGCCCCCACGACAUCCCUGGGCCUUCCGGUGUUUACAGACAAGCAACCCAGUACUCACCCAAACCUACCCCUGAACCACUUGACAAUAAACGAGAGAAUUACUUUGAUUUUGAGGUGGACAACAACCAAGGACUUGAAGAAGUAAAUGAUAAAAGUCCAAAGCCAGUGAACAGACAAGCCACAUCGAGUGUUUGUGUCAUACUCUGA